AUGGAUGAUAAGUCAACACUAGUUACACCUGGCGGCAAUACAUUUAUUGAUGAGUGGCAUGAUGCAUCAGCUGAAAAUUCUACUAAUAUUAAUACGAAUAAUCUACUAUUAAAAGAAAAUAAUCAUGAUUACUUGUCAUCUGAAGACAUAUUAAUAGAAUCACAAAAUAAAGCUAAUAAUGGAACAGUUAUUAAACAUUCAAUGCAAUUUAGUGGAACAAGUUCUGUUAAUCUUGAUCUUCAUUUAGGUCCAGCACCUUUCUGUUAUGAAGAAAAAGCUAAAAAAGAACGUGAAAAUUGUGAUUAUUCAAUAAAAAUUACAUUCGAUAUGGCUAAAAAUGGUACAGCACCAAGAAAAAUUCGUGUUUAUGCAGAUGGUAUUUAUGAUUUAUUUCAUGCUGGUCAUGCUCGACAGUUAAUGCAAGCAAAAAAUUUAUUUAAAAAUGUUUAUUUACUUGUUGGUGUUGUUAACGAUGAAGUAACACAUAGAGAAAAAGGUAAAACUGUAAUGGAUGAAGCUGAACGUUAUGAAAGUGUUCGCCAUUGUCGUUAUGUUGAUGAAGUUGUAACAGAUCCACCCUGGGCAAUUGAUGAUGAACUUUUAAUACAAAAUAAAGUUGAUUUUGUUGCACAUGAUGGACUUCCAUAUGUAACUGAAGCUAGUGAUGAUGUUUAUGAACAUGUUAAAGUAAGUUAUAGAAAAGAAAUCUUAUCCAAUAUUAUGAAUAUUCACUAUCGAAAAUUUUGUGUACUAACACUGUGA
Rotaria sp. Silwood2 is the source of this 762-nucleotide messenger RNA. NCBI's taxonomy places the organism in Eukaryota, Metazoa, Rotifera, Eurotatoria, Philodinida, Philodinidae. The record is from the annotation of a GenBank genome assembly.